This is a messenger RNA of Aureococcus anophagefferens, 330 nucleotides long. It is a transcript of the gene SelW5, whose product is annotated as selenoprotein. The record is from RefSeq and is a predicted model, not a curated record. NCBI's taxonomy places the organism in Eukaryota, Pelagophyceae, Pelagomonadales, Pelagomonadaceae. The transcript has a single exon.
AUGUUUUGCUGCGGCUCCACGGACGAGCAGGCGCCGUCGAGCGCGCCGCCGCAGUCGCCGGCGGCCGGAAAGUCCGACGCGACGCUGGUGACGAUUCAGUAUUGCGGCAGCUGAGGCUACUCCAAGUACGCCAAGCAACUCCAGUCGACCAUCGAGGAGGAGUGCUCCGGCGUGACCGUGACGCUCACGUCCGACGAGGGCAAGACGGGCAGCUUCGAGGUCUUCCUCGGCGACGCGCUCAUCCACUCCAAGGCCACGAAGGGCCAGGACAAGUGCGAGAGCGCGGCGAGCGUGCAGCGCGUCAUCGACGCGAUCAACGGCGACGACUAG